Messenger RNA from Oreochromis aureus, 1739 nucleotides. RefSeq lists its product as uncharacterized. NCBI's taxonomy places the organism in Eukaryota, Metazoa, Chordata, Actinopteri, Cichliformes, Cichlidae. The transcript is spliced from 3 exons. The record is from RefSeq and is a predicted model, not a curated record. The coding region runs from base 36 to 653 and encodes 205 amino acids.
UUCUAGUUAACAAGGCACUGUACUUUAUCCCCAUCAUGCCAAAGAAAAGACAAGCGAGUAAAGAAAUGGAUCAGUCUGGUCAAAAUCAUCAGCAAAGCAGAGCCCCUCAGAACGCUGUACCAAUGGGAGCCUUCAGGCAGGGUAGUGUUCCUGCCCUGGAGAGGGGCAUCAUUAGUGGAGACAACGUCCAGUUUGGGAGGCUGCGCCGUCACACUCGUCUGUCCCAGUCGGAGAGCUCUGGGGCUGAAGAGGAAUGGUUGAGCUCCUCAGUGGAGGCGAGUGGCUCGUAUGGUCAAAGCCCCGUGCUGCAGGGUUUGCAGGCAGAGGCAGUGUGGUACAACCGCAAUAUUCACGAUCAGGUCGAGAGCGGUGGACCACUGUCGUCCUCUCCCCGGAGCCCAAACACCAGAGGAUUCUCGCUCUCUCACUCCAGACCCAAUCAAAGUCAACAGCAGGGUCAAGGACCCUCUGUCACCACAGUGAAGGCCUCUGGUACGCCCCACCGUCAGAUUGGCAAAGGCCGCAAUCGCACCUCCUCUGAGACAGAGCAGGGUGGCAAAGGUAGCAGGGGGCCACACCCAAGGAAGAGGGGCAUCUCUGAGACGGAAAGCAAGCCCAAACGGGACAAGUAUGACACCUCUGACAUGGAAUGAGAUGUGACGUGUGCUUUUUGGCUCAUUUAACAACACUUAUUUUCUGUGUGUUGGCUGUUUAUGCUAACUUGUAUCCUUUUUUUUGGGGGGGGGGGGUGUUUUGUUUUUUUACAUUUUUAUUUAUUUUAUACAUAGACCUUCUGGUUGAAAAUAAGUGUGUUGAGGGCAAGUGGGCAUGUACAGCAUAUGGCACCAACGUAUAUUAAUAUGGGUUUAUUCCAAGUUUGUUCAAUACAGUAAAAUGCCACGGUUGCUUUUCCCAACCCUGUUAUUUACCAGCUGCUAGUGUCACACUUAUUUUUAGAUUCGGAACAUUUAAAAAAAAAAAAAAAAAAAAAAAAAAAAAAAAAUCACCUUUCUGACCCUUGUGUGCCUGUCCAUAUUUGUUUUCACACAUGAACUCCAGACGAUGUCAGGAUGGUUGGGUUGGGACUCACAUGUGACUUACAACAGGAGAUAAUUGGCAUUAAACUUAUUCUCAUAAUGGAAAUUCUUCAUUUCAUAAAGAGGAGUGCUGCAUGGAUUCACAAUGCCUGUGCUUUCUUUCAUUUUUCCCCUCUUUGACUUUUCAAUUGUAACUCUGUCAGGUGUAGUCUAGAAAGGAAUGCCCAAGUUAGUUGUAUACAUUUCACCCCUUUCAAGGGUAAUGGUAUGUGUAAGGGGGGGUGUUGGCAGGCAGUGACUAGCCUUUUGUUCAGUAAUCCAGACUCUGCAGACCAGGCAACUCUGUUUGUGUGAGUGUGUAGACUGAUGACUGACUGCUGCAGUAAUUCACAAGCUGAAUGUGACGGGGGUAAAUCAUAGGUUUCAUUUAACCGUUCAUUUACCAUUUAUUGUCAUCUUACUGGAUAUACAGCUGUAGCUGAAAGCAUUGGGGAGAAACGAACUGCAGUGUAAAACUUCACCUAUAGUUCCUGCUGUUGUAACCUGUAAUACAGCAAAAACAUUCGAACGGCUGUCAAAGUUGUUACGUUGCUUUCCGUCUCAGCAGUUUGGCUGUAACGCCUAAAAUUCUUGUCUUGUUGGUUUGCAUAUAAAUUGUCAAACUGUUCCGUUGAAUUGCCAAAUCUCUCAUGAAUUCUUAUC